AUGGAAUGGUCUGCUUUGCAGGGCCAGGAAUUUCAAAAGCUAAAAGGAGUUUUCGCUACUCCACAGCAGUUGGAGGCAGCUUUUGACACAGACGCAGAAGCAGCAGAGCUGGUCGAAGUUUUCUUGCCAGGCAUAAGUACAGAAGGACGACAAGAGACAAAUCUGGAUUCCGCGAAGAGAGCGCAACAGGAGAGUGAUGAGCGUGAGAAAUACACAUUGCUGCUGGCAGAUGUGAUACGGCAAGCCAAGUUGCCAGUGGUGGCGCAGUUGGAUGCUGUCAACGAUGACGGGAGGUCCUGGAAGCGCAUCUUUGGGACGAGACGUAGCAAAACGCUGCGUAAUCGGUUUCGUUCUUGGAGGGCCUUUUCACGUUGGCUGGAGACAUCAUAUCAUAAGGUUUGGCCAUCAAGCAUUGUUCCGUUGCUGGAGUAUGCAGAUGAGAAAUACAAUGACGACUGUGGGAAAACAGUUUUACCCAGCUUUCAAGCAGCAUUGUCUGUGUUGGAACAGGCCGGGAGGGUACCGGAAGCCGAGAUGCUCUCGCGAGACCCUACCUGGUUGGCGCAGCUAGCAUCCUACACUGCAGAUCUGGAGGCAGCGCAGCCCGAGCGUAAGCAGGCCCCGCUGUUUACUGUGGCCAUCGUUGUCGCACUAGAACUGUAUGUCUGCCUUGAGAGCGAACCUGAAUAUGCACGUGCCCUGGGCUGGGUCGUAUUGUUAAUGGUGUAUGCCUCACUGCGGGCCGAUGAUGUUCAAGCCAUUCGGCCGGAGACGAUGGAGAUCACUGGUUCUGGCUUCAAGGCAAAGCUGGGACGCACAAAGACGACUGGUCCGGAUAGACGAUGCAAAGAAGUAUACAUCUUCGUGAAGCGUGAUGUUGGACUUUCAGGACAGGAUUGGUUAGUGACUGGUUUUGAGCUGUGGGAAAAGUACAAGCAACCACGUGAUUUUCUGGUCUUGGAAGCAAAUGGAGAUUGGACGGCGCCGACCAACAAGGGUGUUGACAGUUCUGGUGUGGCCCUUUACAUGAAGUCAGUCCUUAGCAGAUUGGGAACACCCAAGCGGAUCAGUGGGAGUUACAGGCUCAACGAGCAUCGAAGUCUGCUUCCUGAUGGAGCCUACAGGAUGUACACUGGACACUCACCUAGAAACUUUCUGGCUUCCGUGGCGGCAGCUAUAGGUGUUCGAAAGGAAGACAUCGAUUACCUUGGGCGUUGGCUCAUAAGCAGGCUCUCUGGCGCUGGCGAUUACAUUCGAACAUCAAGGGAAGUGGUACACCGUGUGCAAGAGACUGUGUGUCGAGCUUUGCUAGAGGGUGUUGGCGGGCAAUACCACGAGGACGAGGCCCUGUCGAUGCUCAAGAGCUAUGUGGACGGCUUGGGCACGUCUGGCAGCUUGGCUCGCAGGCAGCACGACAUCUUGCGACGCGGCGAUGGCCAGCGUCACUUGGGGUUGAAGUGGCCCGCCUUUUCACCUGCAUUGGAGGAUCCGGACAGUUCAGCAGAAGAUCUGGAGGAAGCUCCGGUGUUUUCGGCGUCCAAGUAUUUUAUCACUACCAGCUCCAAAACGGGGCUACGUCGGCUGCACCUCAAUGGUCCUUGCCAUGUCAAACAUUACCACUGCUCCUCGGUGGUUUUUGUGGACCAGGUCAACCUGGAGGACAUCGAUAGCGUUUGCCGGGACUGCAAGCAUCGGCUGCGGCGCGAAGCUGGACAGGAGGCUGUCGAGGAUUUCAAGACCCUUGUGUACAGUGCAACCUCAGAGCUUCCAUGCAAAUCAGUCGAGGCGGAAAUGCUGGCGCUGGUAGCAACAGCUGACUCAGAUCUUCAGUAUGUACUUCAGGAAGCAGCAGCCCCCCUCCGGGUGCAGUAUCAGGUGGUUCAGGUGCAUACCACCCGCAGGCGUUUCCAGGCGAUUGCUGAUACGAGGGCGGAAGCUCGCACUGCUGCUCGUGACUUCAACCUUGACCACAAUUCCGCUGAAGGCCGUGCUCAGAUCGCAUCGGUGGUUGCUGCUUGGGAGUUGGCCAAGGAGUUUUCGGCUAAGGAGGUUGAGCUGAAGGCGGAAGCAAAGGUCAUGGGCCAUAAGAAGGUUCUCCAAGUUCAGGAGCGACAGGCUAUGCUUCGUGCAGUCACCACCGUGUAUGGCAAGCUGAAUGAGGCGGAGACGCCCAGUGCAGAGUAUCUAGCAUCCAAGGCCGAGGAGUGCGAGGAAAACGAGCCGACUGCUUCCUCGCUAGAUCAGAUCAGCUCCAAGAAAGACAAACAGGUGGAGUCGCUGCAGUCCACUGUGGAUUCCAGCGGUCAUCUUCGUGUCACCAAGACGAUACAGAAGCUGGAGAUGCCACACAAUUCUGAGGCCUACCGUAGGGUCAUGAAGGUCGAAGCUUACGCUUGGCUCUGUAUGUCAGCCCGCUUCAAGGCCAAAUCAUGGCUACAGGGGCUGAAGCUCGAAACUUUCACCAAGUUCGUCGAGUACAUCAUGGGCGACAAGGUCUCUGGCUUGCGGUUACCGUCGCACCAGGGAAAGGAUGCCCUCCCAGGGAGGCCCCCUUGGAGUGUCGUUCUGGCGUAUGAGCAGAAGCUACGCACGGAGGCAAUGAAAUUAGUGGUGGACGAUGCCAUUACCCUUGCUGAGGCUCUCGAGCAGGUGGUGGCGGAUCCAUCUUUGAAAGAGACCUGGUUCACCACGCCUUUGGCCCUACACGUCGCAGAGCAGCCCCGCAAGUACCGCAAGGGUGAUGGAAAGGGCGAGACUUCAGAAUCAGCGGGUCGCCCUGUACCGCUGACCGUAGUGUACGCUUUCGCGGGGCCCGAGCGCAGAUGUGACAUCGGUGCGUGUUUGAAGAAACUGAUCCCAGAUGUCCACGUGAUGGAGUUUGACAUUUUGCGAGAUCCCCGCCAGGCGGGCAAUGCUUUCCUGUGGGAACACCCCGAACAUCUGGGGGUUGCCGCCGAUGGCGUCGUUCCUUCCUCCAUAUGGUCUUGGCCCGAGAUUCUGGAUCUGUUAGUGCGUUUCAAAGCAGUCACCUUUGCAAUUUUUCAGUGCAUGUUUGGAGCUCAGACAAGCAAGCCAACUCGUUUCUUGAGCAAUCUCGCACGCUUUCAGCGUGAUCCACCACCUCAUGCUACACUGCCCUGUCUGGAUCCACAUCAUCGCUACUUCGGUCCCUUACCGAAGUCCUGCCCACAUGGCCGUCAUGAUUCCUUGGUGGGUAAGGAUCCCGUCAGCCACCAGUGGCGAACCGCAGCCGCCGCAGCUUACCCUCCGAAACUUUGUCAGUUCCUGGCUCAGGCAAUCGCCAGCUCGCAGUCCCUUGCGUCCCGUGCAGCAACAGCUCAGGCCAGGGACGCCGUGGCCCCUUCUGCCUCAAGGUUCAGGGCUUCUUCUGGGUCCUCGAUAGGAAGUUCCCCGACCCCACCUGCUGGGCAAGUGUCCAUGUCUUCCGGGACUACCACGCCACUUCCGAGCGAAGACGCCGAGGCUUUCGCCGCUCGUUUGUUGGCAAAGGAGGGCCUGAUGACGAAAGACGAGCUGCAAGCACUACAUCAGCUUCUCCCCAAGGAGCGUGCUGUGCGUGUGGGGGAGGAAGUGGAGUCGGCCUCUUCAUUCACGGUGGGGGCAUACGCAUGCACAUCACAGGUCCUUACCCGGUAUGUUCGUCAGAUCAGCCCAAAGCUUAGCUUCUCUGCUGUGUCUCUUUUCCAUGGGAUACGCACGCCCAUGCACAGAGAUUCACGCAAUGCUCCAUUUCCGAACAUGGUGGCACCUAUCACCUCUUUCAAGGGAGGCCAGAUCUGGGUAGAGGACUGUCAUGGAUCGGUGCCAGAGAUGACCCCUGAUGGUCUCAAGGCUGGCAAAGACCUGGAGGUGGCAAAAGGGCCCGUCGUCUUCGAUGCCUACAAAGCUUUCCACUUCACCCGCGCGUGGGAGGGCGAGCGCCUGGUGGUGGUGGCUUACGUCACUGACCACUUGGACACCCUGAAAGACGGUGAGAAGCAGGUUUUGGAGCGGCAAGGCUUUCAGUUGCCUGCGCAGGAAGCUGAGACUUCGGAGGCCAUUGGACUAGAGUUUGGGGCGCCCCAUGGGAGCGCGCCACCGGGAGCUGAACCAGCCUUCAAGCCUGAGCUAUGCGGAAACCGUGGACUUCCACUACAAGCAGAGUGGGAGGGCAAGCAGGAGCCACUCAAUGACGGUUUCGGUUUGUGCUCACCUACACGCUGGCGACCGGCGGAUAGGGGGGCCACUCUUUCACCGUCAAGCAUGGCGCUCUGCCGAGAUAUGUACCAGAUGUGCAUGGAGUUCGUGGGGCGAAAUGUCAGCUCUCCAAAAGAGCUUUGCGAAAAACUGGCCGCUGGAGAAGUCACGGAGACACCUUUCUGUGAAGAGGAGAUGCAGCAGCUGCGAGAAAAGUGGUGCCGGCGAGUCGGUGGAGAUGACUGGAAGCAUUGUAUGGAGAUUCCCAAAGGACAGCCCUUUCUCUUGAAAGCGGUGGCCCGGACUGCAGAGGUGAUGGGCGACCCCGACUGGGCCUCCAUAACCGAGGGCACUGACAACUUCUGCACUGGGGUACCCAUAGGUUUUGGCGAGGAGCUGCCCAGGUUGCCCCAAGUCUUCGAGCCCAAGGCUAAGUGGAGGAAGUUCGAUGAGGAUCUCCCGGAAUGGGACCGCUCCAACUACGCCAGUGCUUCCCUGAACUCGCAGCAGCUGCUAGAGAAGUUCCGGGAGGAGGUGGAGCUCGGUCGGAUGGAAGCUUCGACGCAUGGGGCGUUGAAGCAGCGCUAUGGCGAGGAGAAUCUACGCAUAGAGCAAUUUGAGACACCCUUUGCUUUGGCGGGGGACGUGGCCGCCGCCCACCGCUUGGUGCUGGUGCGCGAAAGAGACUGGGGACUCCUGGCAUGCCGUGCAGAGGCUGGGAGCGACACCGUAUUCGUGAACCGAGUUGGAACGUUUGGGAUCUCAUCUGCAUCAUUCUGGUGGGCCCGGCUUUUCGGCAUUAUAGGUAGGAUGGUUGGGCGGGCCAUGCUCAACCACUUCUUCUUUCAACUGGUUUUCGUAGACGACUUACACGCCAAUUUCUUUGGACACCGGAAGUAUGUCAACGCUCUGAUCUGGCUGGUACUUUAUCUUAUGGCAGGAACACCUUUUGCCUGGAAAAAGUUUAAAGGCGGAGCCAGGAUCGCCUUCAUUGGCUAUGAGCUGGACUACGCGGCCCGACUGGUGGGGCUCAGCAAAGUGCGAGGAGAUUGGCUGGUCCAGUGGAUUAAAAGUGCCAGGGAGUCGAAAUACGUGGUUCAGACUAAGAAGUUCGCCGAGUUCUUAGGUAGAUUGGGGUUCGUUUCGAGGGUGGUUUACUGGUUGAAACCGCACUUGGCACCCCUUUAUGCCUGGUCAUCGGCCACACAUCGAUGCUCGGUCGGGAAGCUUCCUGACACGGUGAUCUUGACUCUUCUCUACAUCGAGGAAGCUCUCGUAACCAAAGACUACAAAGUGUCCCCUUCCAGGGUGGACCUAAGCGACAAGCCUCUUUUCUUCACCGAUGCAAAAUGUGAAGAUGGCCUGGUUGUGCUUGGGGGCUGGGAUGCAACAUGUCCCUUGGGCAGGUCACGGUGGUUCUCGAUUAAGGUGCGACCGCACGAGGCACCUUACUUGUUCGACGAGGAGCAGAAGUCACAGUGGGCAUCGGCAUCUGCGGAGCUCUUGGCAACUUUAGCUGCGUUAUACUUGUUCGGACAUUUGGGAGAAUCCACCAGGGUACGGCAGCUCCCAGUCGUUUUUAGUGCUAUCACUGACAACAAGGGCAACGAGUCUUUGUCCAAGAAGCAAAGCACAACGAAGUGGCCGCUCAUGCUCAUAAACAUGCAGCUGUCACAUUUGCUCGCUCUAUCUAAAAUCAGGCUAGCUCUUAACUGGCGUCCGCGGGGUGAAAAUCAACUUGCGGAUGACCUCACCAACUCCAGAUUCAGCUCCUUCAAUCCCGAAUUCAGGUGCUUCAGCUCAUUCAGUGACCUUCCUCUUGAGUUGCUCAGCAAGCUUUGGGAGACGAAGUCGCAGUUUGAUGCUCUCAGACAUUCCGCAAGUCAGCAAGUUGCGGUUCAGUCACUGUCGAAGAAACGGCCACACGAGCGCACGCCGUGGUGA
Molecule: messenger RNA, 6141 nt
Organism: Symbiodinium natans
Lineage: Eukaryota; Dinophyceae; Suessiales; Symbiodiniaceae
Source: the annotation of a GenBank genome assembly